Molecule: messenger RNA, 1078 nt
Organism: Aspergillus vadensis CBS 113365
Lineage: Eukaryota; Fungi; Ascomycota; Eurotiomycetes; Eurotiales; Aspergillaceae
Exons: 10
Coding region: 1-759 (252 amino acids)
Source: RefSeq, a predicted model, not a curated record
AUGUCUGUAGAUCAAGGAAACGGGGAGGCAACAAUAAGAUGUUGGAGCAUUUGGAGCAUGCGGUCUAGACAACCUUGGGAGCUUCUCCGCACUGACGACUUGGGCGGAUCCAGGCGUCCGGGGGUGCACGGCGUUCUCACCGUAAUGGGGAGAACCAAGGGGAAAAGAGAGAGAGAGCGAGAGAGGGAGAGGGAAGAGAGAGACAGGCGUUAUGGUACUGAAAGUCAGUCAGUUCAGUCAAGCGUACGGGCGCAGAAGGUCUGUGACGCACACCCGGUGACUCGGUGGUUUGAAAGGAAGCAGGUCAAGUGCGAGCGGUCAGUCAGUCAGGCUGACGGUCUAAUCAGUAAGGGAGGGAGUCUUCCACUUGAUGGAGGGAAUGCUCUUAUUAUGGUGCAGGAGAUUAAAACGGGCGAUUCGAAGGCGGUCAAGCCGCAAGCUGCGGCUGCAGUUCUGUAUGAACCAGCGUGGCUGGCUGCCAACUGGCACGGGGGCCUGCCAGGCAGUCGUAAUUACCCCGUUAGAUGCGUGGGGGGGCUCUUGUCAUCUGGAACGGUACUACUAAAUUCAGACUAUCCCCUAAUAGCUCAACUGACAGUCAACUUGGGAUGUCUGCGACGCAGACCGACGAAAUGGGGGUGGAUCGCAGAGCGCAGACAGCCUCCGAGCACCGAGAGCAUGGACCACACACCCCCAAGUGUUAGGUGGAGAGCAGACGCCAGUUGCCCGGUCUACAAGGCACUGUACCUUAGCCUGUAGCUAUACCUUUCAGCUCGAGCCAAUGCAAUCUAGCCUACUGUACAACACACUGCCGGCAUGAUGCACCGGAACUGCGAGGUUUGCAGCCUAGGCGGCUGGCUAAGACCCCUUAGACAACCUAGACUCCUAACUCAUCGCAGACCCCGAAUCGGGGAAAAAUGAUAGGUGAUGCAUCAUCCCCAGGAAAAUCGUGGGACUCUAUCGGGGAAAAAAAUAGUAUGUUUAAAUUUGGAAGUAAAGCAAGCAAGCAAGCCAAUGGGCAUCGGCUCUGGCGCAUCUCUCAAAAGACUUGGAUGUGGUUGUUUGGAGCCAGUUGGUG